CCCACCCCUCGCCAAAUUCGGCUCUCGAACUUCAUCCAAUAAAUUUCAGAUGCAAAGCCGCUCCUUUCCCACUCGUUCACAGCACCACACGAUGUCUGGAACGGAAGAAGAGAGUAUGGUGGACUCUACGACCCCAAAGCGAAAGCGGGCCGUCGUCGAUGAAGAGCUCGAAAUCGAUCUCAAUCUCCCCGAGCCUGCAUCAAAGAAGGCGAAGCGCAAAGAGAAGAAGGCAAAGCUUCAACCACAACCCCAACCUUCGACCACAACCGAACCGACAGCGCCAGACGAGGAUGCUUCUGAGGACCGAGUGGCACCAGCUGCCACCCCGGCCACAACGCAAUCCUCCUCCACCAAUGCGCAAGCGUCCGACAAGCGAAGCGAGUACGGCAUCUGGAUCGGAAACCUUCCAUUUACUGUCACCAAGGAGCGCCUCCGGGAAUUUUUAGACGAAGGAGGCAUCGAAGGUACGGAAAUAACCAGACUGCAUAUGCCCACUUCUGCUCCGCAGGGCAAAGAGAAGGGUGCCGCGGCAAAAGCGCAAAACAAGGGCUUUGCAUAUGUGGACUUUGCAACCAAAGUCGUCCUCGACAAAGCGUUGGAGCUCAGUGAAAAGCUCUUGAACGGAAGGAGAGUCUUGAUCAAGAAUGCAAAGUCAUUCGAAGGCCGCCCCGCAAAGACGGACGCGCAGAAGGAAGGCGAUGCUCCCGGAAAUGCAAAGGGUCUGGAACCGACGAAGAGGGUCUUCGUAGGAAAUCUAGGCUUCGAUGUCACGCGGGAAGAGCUGAGUGAGCAUUUCACUCAAGCCGGAGAGAUCGAGGACAUCUUUCUGGCAACGUUUGAGGAUAGUGGGAAGUGCAAGGGCUUCGGCUGGUUGCGCUUUGCGACUAUCGAGGCGGCGCAGGCUGCCGUUAAGGGCUUCAUCUUCAAGGGUAUUGAGGGCGAUGCAGACGAGGAGGAAGACGAAGACGACAGUGCCGACGAAAGCAAGAAGACGACUAAGCGACGCAAACGAAAGCCACAGAAAUGGUUCAUCAAUCGCCUCAAUGGUCGUCAAUUGCGUUGCGAAUUUGCAGAGGACGCACAGACUAGGUACAAGAAGCGCUUUGGCAAAGAGGCCAGGGCACAGAAGAAUGACGACGGCUUUGCGACUGACGGAGACGCUAUCGUCCCGGUUGAUGGUGAUAGCGCCCAGCCUCGCGCGAGGCCUCACAGCGCUUCCAACGGCCAGCAAAAGAGUCUUCGACCCCAGACUGGGCGUGGGAAGCCGGACAGUGAAGAACGUAGAGAAGAUCGUCGGAAGCGGCACGAAAAGAUGAAUGCACGCGCCACAGCGACCACGCAGGCAUCGAGCGGCGGUAUUGUGGAGGCGCAAGGCAAGAAGAUGGUCUUUGACGAUUGAAGCGUGCUCAUCCUACCUAUCACUUUGCGGGUUCUCAGCAGCCCAUAGGCAGCAAUAAUCAAGAUACCAUUUGCCGAUCAAAGCAAACUUCAAUGAGAUUCGCGCGUGUAGAGGUGCUUGAGAUGCCCACAAUCACAAAAUACCGCCUCCAAAC
Messenger RNA from Neohortaea acidophila, 1553 nucleotides. RefSeq lists its product as uncharacterized. The transcript has a single exon. The record is from RefSeq and is a predicted model, not a curated record. Bases 50 to 1399 code for a protein of 449 amino acids. Gene Ontology annotation, molecular function: RNA binding. NCBI's taxonomy places the organism in Eukaryota, Fungi, Ascomycota, Dothideomycetes, Mycosphaerellales, Teratosphaeriaceae.